Salmo salar (Atlantic salmon) is the source of this 2658-nucleotide messenger RNA. RefSeq lists its product as uncharacterized. The record is from RefSeq and is a predicted model, not a curated record. Gene Ontology annotation, biological process: muscle contraction. Gene Ontology annotation, molecular function: myosin binding; calmodulin binding; actin binding. NCBI's taxonomy places the organism in Eukaryota, Metazoa, Chordata, Actinopteri, Salmoniformes, Salmonidae.
UCGGUGAAAGAGAGGGAGAGUCUUUACGUUGCCAUCGAGCAUCAGAGGAGAGGGGAUCUAAAGCAAGUCCUGUGUUUGUGUGAGAGAGAGAGAGAGAGAGAGAGACAGAGAGAGAGAGAGAGAGAGAGAGAGAGAGAGAGAGAGAGAGAGAGAGACACAGAGAGAGAGAGAGAGAGAGAGAGAGACAGACAGAGAGAGAGAGAGACAGAGAGAGAGACAGAGGGGAAGGAAACACCACAUAAAGAGACAGAAGAGACCCUUUCCUGGAACUCUCCAGUCCUCUCUGACUGUCGCCGCUCACUGAAGGAGAAAGACAGCAGUGUUUUAAAGAGGAACAUUGUACCUGGUUGUCAUUCUGCUGACGGCUGAGACAAACAGAGAAGAAGAAAUGUCUGGUCAUUUACUAAGGAGAAACUCCAGCAAGGCAGGUCUGCAGAACCUCCUCAGGGUGACGGCCCAGCGCAGUAUUGAGGAUGCUGAGGAGAUAGAGCGGGAACGACGACGGAGGGCCAGGGAGAGACAGGGAGACCAGGUCCCCCACACCCACACUGGCCCAGCCAGCACCACCAGCCCCACACUGGACAAUGGGCUCCAGGAGCUAUAUCCAUUGUGUGAGAGUGAGCUGAAGGCUAGUGGCUGCCAGUUGGCUCUGGAGGAGGACGAGGGCUUCAGUGACUGGACCCAGAGGUUGGAGAAACGCAGACAGCGCCACCUGGAGGAACAGGAGUCCUGGGAGCAGCAUCAGCCCCAGCAGCAGCAGCAUCAACCCCAGCAGCAGCAUCAGCCCCAGCAGCAUCAGCCCCAGCAGCAUCAACCCCAGCAGCAUCAACCCCCGCAGCAGCAGCAUCAGCCCCAGCAGCAUCAACCCCAGCAGCAUCAGCCCCAGCAGCAUCAGCCCCAGCAGCAUCAGCCCCAGCAGCAGCAUCAACCCCAGCAGCAGCAUCAACCCCAGCAGCAUCAGCCCCAGCAGCAUCAACCCCAGCAGCAUCAACCCCAGCAGCAGCAGCAUCAGCCCCAGCUGCUCAGGCUAAACGGAGCCUCCCCAAUCAGGCCCUGCUUGAAGACACAUCCUGGACCUGGGCCCGAGGAGAGGGAGGAGAAGGAGGUAGAGUGGGAACGAAGAGCCAGCAACAAGACACAAGACGCUUCAAGAAGAGUAACAGAUGACAAGGUAGUGGAGAAGAAGAAAUCUGAGCUGAAGAUCUCCUACACCUCUAAAGUCAUGAGACACGUCAACAGUAACGGGGAAGCAGCUGGAGCGGAAGUGACCUCAUACCUAGUUGCAGGGAAACUGUCUCCAAGUCGCAGUGGCAGCUUGGGAGGGCAGAGAAAGGAGGAGGUGGAUGGAGAGGUUCCCGUGGGGCUGCUGGAGACAGAGAAGACACCAGGCCAGGGACAGGGCACCCUAGAACAGCUGAGACAGAGACAGCAGGAGGACCAGGAGGAGCUGGAGGAGUUGAACCGCAGGAGAGAGGAGAAAUGCAGAGCCAGGAAGGAGGAGGAGCACCAGAGAGAGAAAGAGGAGCAGCACAGACAGGAGCAGGAGGAGGAGGAGAGGAAGAGGGUGAAAGACGGGUUGGAGAGUAAGAGGAUGUCGGCUUCAGAGAGAAGGAUGAAGAACCUCAGUAUUUCCAGCAUUGAGGGAGACGAGUCCUUCAGUCCCUUCAGUCCCAUCAGCCCCACCUUCAAGAAUGACACCGAGGAGAGGAUGACGUCUGAGAAUACCUGCACGAUCAACGAGAGGACUGAGUCUCUCAACCGCUCUUUGCAGAAAAGUAACAGCAUCAAGAAGACCCAGCCUCCCAUCCCCAUCUCCAAGAUCGACAACAGGCUGGAACAGUACACUCAUGCCAUAGAGACGUCCUCUAAGGAAGCCAAGGCAGCCAGGCAGCAGGCUCUGAUGGACCUGCCCAGCCCCACUGAGCCUGUGGCCUCCAAGAAGAACCUGUUUGAGGCCGGGGAAGCUUGGAGCCAGACCCCCAGGGAAACACCUUCCAAGGAUACAGAGGGUCUGAACGUAGGCGUGGCCGACCUCAUCCACCAAUGGGUGAAAGGGAACCCAGACGGAAGCUGCAAAAGCCUCUCCAAGCCAGCAGAGGUGAAGGCCGGUGAUGUUCUGAGCAAGAAGAACCUCUGGGAGAAUCUAGGAGACUCUUCGCCGGCUGGGAGGGCAGGGAAGGGAGCUUCCUCUGGUAAAAAGUACAAAUUUGUGAUGAUGGCUCACGGCAAGUAUGAGAAGGUUGCCAUCGGUGAUGAUGAUUACAACGAGCACACAAACGGAAAAUCAACUGGACAAUGCCUUGAGGAAUUGUGAAGAACAGACGUUGGAUUAACUUCGACGAUCACUUCACCCCAUAUUUAUCAUUCAUUCCAUUUAGCCGACAUAUUCCUCUUAAAAACAACAUUUAGAUCAACAUUUCUGAAGCAUAUGCAGUAUGUUAUGUGUACCAGUUGAUUUUCUCUAUAGCAACACACUGCCAACCUGGUAUAAAAUUAUUGACAAACGGUCAAAAAUAUACAAUUAUGCAAAAAUAUUCAUGUUUGUACUCAUUUAUUUUGGACAAUCUUAUCCAUGAGGUCUUUUAGUGAAUUUUUUGUUUUCAUUUACUAUUUUGUUAACUUUAAUUUAAAAAAAAUGAAAUAAAGUAAAUGAAUGAG